UGGAGAACUUCCUGACCCAGAGAUUGAGUACAGGAAGACAAACAGUGGUAUGUAGCUUGUGCAGAAUCAGAUAAGCUAAUAUGUAGCAGAGUGAAAUUUGAACCAACCAAUGGAUUUCUAUUCAAAAGUCAGCAUUCUUAACCACUCAACUCACACCAACUAAGCAGCUACUCUGUGCCUGCACUUUGCUGGAAGCCUUUGCUUCUGUAGGAGCAGAAAAUUUUCCUGUAUCAAGUGCUUUGACUGGUCUAAUAAUUAAAUUGGCAUAAGUUAGAUUAACAAGUUUAAUUUGUUAUGUAUUGGAGCCCCAUGAAAACUCAAAGACAGGCAUUUGAGGCUUAUAUGCCCUCCCCCCUGAGCUAAGGAGAAGGGGUUAAGGAUCUGAGGCUUCAAAAGGGAGGAAGACAACCCACAGGAGGAUGGGAAGAGCUAGUGCUUGGGAAGCAAACAUUUGCUGCUCCAGACAGGUAAGUCUUUCUGAGAUAAAAAGCUAUCCCUGAUAAAUGACUCUCUUCCUGGCAUAAGUCGCCUAAUCUACAUUAUUUUGAGCAGUUAAAGCAGAGACAGGGAACUUCUCCUGAGUCUGCUGGGUCUUAAUUGACUGUAGCUCAAAGCAACCUGCGUGCCAAAGUGGGACAUUUGGGGGAGACAUAAUCUUCUCACCUUCACUUCUCUUUAAGCAAACUUUCUAGUAACUUCGAAUCAUAUUAAGAGCCUUCUUUAUGUUUAAGAAACCAAAGCUCACAGGUGGAGAACUUGGCCAAUUGUCCUUUGACCACUUGGUCCCCUUCAUGCUGUUCAUCUGUGAAACUCCCAGGACCAAGGGUGGAUAACAGUCUUGAUGGCUUUGUGUCUGGUUUUCUCAGCAGAUCUUACUUCCUCAACUCUGUCUAGGAUGCGAUGUCAGGAUGUUCACCAAUUUGGUCAGAAGCUGGUUCGAAGGCAACAGUUGAAGCCCACUGAGGGGUCUGAGAGUCCCAAGGCCCGUCACCUGAACACUCUUGACCUGGUGGUCUUGGGUGUGGCCAGCACGCUGGGGGCCGGCGCGUACAUCCUGGUAGGAGAAGUGGCCAUGUUCAUCGCUGGACCAGCGAUCGUCAUCUCCUUCUUGGUGGCCGCCCUGUCUUCUGUGUUGUCUGGGCUCUGCUAUGCCGAGUUUGGGACACGGGUCUCAUGGACCGGUUCUGCGCAUCUCUACAGCUACAUCAGUGUGGGAGAACUGUGGGCUUUCGUCACUGGUUGGAACCUCAUACUAGCUUAUGUCAUUGCCGUUGCAAGUGUGGCCAGGGCCUGGAGCCACACCUUCGACAGCCUGAUUGGGAACCACAUCUCUCAGGCGUUAGAGGGAACUUUCUCUCCGUAUAUGCCCUACUUCCUGGCCAACCCAGAUUUUGUUGCACUGGCCGUGUUGCUGCUUCUCACUGGACUACUGGUUCUAAGAGCUCCUGAGUCAACCCUGCUUUACAGAGUGUUCACAGGCAUCAUCGUUUUGGUUCUCAGCUUCAUCAUCAUUUCUGGUUUCAUUAAGGGAGACCUGCACAACUGGAAGCUCACGGAACAGGACUACACAUUGAACACAUCUGAAUCCAUUGGCACCUCUAGGUUGGGCCCUCUGGGUUCCGGAGGGUUUGCACCUUUUGGCUUUGAUGGGAUUCUCCAGGGAGAAGCUAUGUGUUUCUACAUGUUUACUGGUUUUGAUGCCAUUGUCACUAAAGGGGAAGAAGCCCUAAAUCCUCAGCGGUCCAUCCCCGUGAGCACCAUGAUCACGAUCUUCAUCUGCUUUUUGGUGUGCUUUGGUGUCUCAGCAGCACUCACCCUCAUGGUGCCCUACUACCAGAUUCAUCCUGACAGCCCCUUGCCAGAGGCUUUCCUCCUUGUUGGGUGGGGCCCUGCCAGAUAUGUCGUGGCUGUUGGCACCCUCUGUGCUCUUACAUCCAGUCUCCUAGGUGAUAUGUUCCCCAUGCCUCGGGUGAUAUACGUGAUGGCAGAGGACGGACUCCUUUUUCGAGGACUUGCCCAGAUCCAUGCCAACACAGGCACCCCUGUCAUGGCCAUCAUGUCUUCUGGAAACCUUGCAGCGGUCAUGGCGUUACUCUUCAAGUUCAGCGAUCUGGUGGACCUCCUAUCAAUCGGGACCCUGCUUGCUUACUCCCUGGUGGCUCUCUCUGUGCUUGCCCUCAGGUACCAGCUGGAUCAGAAGUUCAGCAAGGAGAAAACAGAGGAGGAAAUUGAGAUGAAACUUAGAGUUGAAGAAAACCCUUCAGACCUUGUAUCUGAAGCAGGAAACUCAAACAUUCUGAAGAGUCUGUGGUUCCCUACCAGCACCAUCCCCACCCGGAAAUCUGGCCAGAUUGUCUAUGGAUGUGACUUCCUACUUGUUCUCCUGCUGAUCAUCCUGAGCCUGAUCCUGGCCCAGUGGCCCAUCCAGUUCUUCUCUGGAGACCCCGUGCUCACAACAGUGGCUGUGCUGCUGCUGCUGCUCAUCACUGGGGUCACGGCCAUCAUCUGGAGGCAGCCCCAGAGCCCCUCUCCUCUUCCGUUCAGGGUCCCUGCUCUGCCUGUCUUCCCACUGGUGAACAUCUUUCUGAACGUUUAUCUGAUGAUGCAGAUGACUUCUGGGGCCUGGAUCCAAUUCAGUGUCUGGAAUGCCAUUGGAUUUGCCGUAUACUUUGGCUAUGGGAUCCGACAUAGCCUGGAGGAGAACUAGAAGCAACAGCCUCCACCUCCCAAACUCUUCACUCAAGCAUCCCUGCUGCUGAAUCAUCUUAACCACAGGACAUAGAUGCCAUGUGGAAUCUCUUCAUAUGCUAGAGCAAUCUUCUGGUUAAAGGGGCACUUUAAGCCUCUAUGGACUAUGAAGGUGCAAUGCAUUUCAGUUCAGUUCAGUUCAGUCGCUCAGUCAUGUCCGACUCUUCCUAACUCAUGAACUGCAGCACACCAGGUCUCCCUGUCCAUCACCAACUC
Bubalus bubalis (water buffalo) is the source of this 2964-nucleotide messenger RNA. RefSeq names its product cationic amino acid transporter 3. Gene Ontology annotation, biological process: transmembrane transport; amino acid transport. The coding region runs from base 842 to 2707 and encodes 621 amino acids. The record is from RefSeq and is a predicted model, not a curated record. The transcript has 11 exons. Gene Ontology annotation, molecular function: amino acid transmembrane transporter activity. Gene Ontology annotation, cellular component: plasma membrane. Lineage: Eukaryota; Metazoa; Chordata; Mammalia; Artiodactyla; Bovidae.